Molecule: messenger RNA, 2786 nt
Organism: Seminavis robusta
Lineage: Eukaryota; Bacillariophyta; Bacillariophyceae; Naviculales; Naviculaceae
Source: the annotation of a GenBank genome assembly
CUGUUGUUGCCUGUUGGCCAUUCACGAGGAAAAAGACAGACAUCUCUCUCACCAUCAUCAAUGAUCGAGAGCUGCGCCUUCAUAAACAAAGCUAUUUCCUAUCUUCUGAGUGCUUCUAACUAAAGGAGUUUCUUGAAAGUCAACUGUUGAUUGGUUAGUCGUCAGCUUAUCGGCCAUGAGCUCCAUGAACAACAUGAGUAGCAGCCAUGCCAAUGAAAAGCAUUUCUUUCGCACUUUUGGAAGAAGAGACUCCAGCGAAACACUCAAGGAACGAGCCCGUGCUGGAAAGCUCAAGACGCCUAGUAGUUCUUCUGGCAAGCCUCCUGUACAAGCGCUGUCAUCCGAACCUCUCUCUUCUUCUCGGACACCUUCCAAAAUUCCAAGAGCGAGAGGCAAUCGAGACUCUUUGGGAAGUAGAACUUCGUCGAAUGCUGCUGUACUAGCCGCUGCCUCCUCAGAAGAUGACGAGUUUGAGACUGUCAGAGUUGCGGUUCGGCUUCGCCCUUUGAAUCCCUUGGAAGUGCUGGCUUCCAAACGCAAUCUCCCUUUAAUAUCGUCCACACCCAAAUCCAAUGAUGAUGCAUACGAUAGCUUCAAAGCGUGGAAUGUAGAGACAAUGGAUGGAAGAGACGUCCUGGUACAAAAGGGAUCUGGCCGAAAAGCUGAAGGGAAAAACAUGUUCUCCUUUGAUGGAGUCUUUCAGGAGGAUCACUCCACUUCCUAUGUAUACGACAACUUUGCCAGACCCAUUGUAAGAGCGGUUUUGACGGGCAAACACGGGACAAUCUUCACAUAUGGAACAUCGGGAAGUGGAAAGACACACUCCAUGCAAGGAAAUGGAAAGAAUGGCAGCUUGCAUCAAGAUGGGAUCAUACAGUUGGCGGUCAGAGAUCUAUUCAAUCACAUCAAGAAGGAUUCGGGAAAACGAGAAUACGUCAUGAGAAUAUCAUUCUUUGAAAUAUACAAUGAACAAGUCAGAGACCUCCUGUCCGCAAACCACCAUCACCAUAGAUCCCCUUCCAAAAGCUACAUGGCACGCCAGUCUCCCUCCAAAACUACCAAAUCAUCUCCUGCUGUCAAGGGCAGUCGAUUCACUUUUGAAGGGGUCAGUAGUGGCAGUCAUAGUGUCAACAACAACGCCAACAACAACACCAACACACCACAAACGACCAAAACCACGGCUGGCAUGGCUCCGGACUCGGAGAAAAAACAAGUAUCUUCCGUCGAUGAUGUGCUCAAGUUACUCAACGCUGGAAAUCUGAACCGUGCCGUUGCCACAACAAUACUCAAUGAUGCGUCGUCACGGAGCCAUGCCAUCUUUCGACUAACCAUUGAGAGUCGCGAACGAAAGAGGCCAGAUCAUCGUUAUCACAAGACAUCCGAGUCGGAUCAUAUCGUUCGCAUCUCGGCUUUGAACUUUGUAGACCUCGCUGGAAGCGAAAACACAACCAAAGCAGCAACUGUGGGAUCUAGAAGGAGAGAAAGUGGGAAAAUCAAUCAAAGUUUGCUUUCUUUGUCACAAGUCAUUCAUGCUCUAAGCCUCCCUUCAAAGAAAAGACCCAAAUUCAUCAACUAUCGCAACUCAAAACUCACUCGCAUUCUGCAGCCACAUCUUUCUGGGAACGCAGUUUUGGCCGUCCUCUGUUGCGCGACACCUGCAAGGGCCAACUUGGAAGAGACAAGGGGGACACUAAAGUUUGGUGCCAAUGCCAAGCGGAUUCAAAUGAAACCAGUUGUGAAUGAAAUCGUGGAUGACAAGGCCCUAAUCAAAAAGCUACAAAAGGAUCUAAAAGAAGCUCAAGAAGCUAUCAAAACAAUGGAGCAGCAGCAGAAGGAGCCUCAUUCGGAACUGGAGGCGUCAAAUGUUGCGUUAUCUGUGGAACGAGCCAUUUCUCCAACCUCUCAAGGGGAAAGUCCCUUGCCAUCGUCGACCUUUGAAAGCACCACCAGUACACCCAGCCCCAGGAGCAGUAGUCAUUCCGACCCUUUAACCAGCACCGACGAAAACGACAACAGCCUCUCGGAAGGAUGUGAACAGCGCACGGAAACACCCGAAAAGCGACAAAGCGCGACCAAUCUUUGUCGUGUAGAGCCGUCACCGCUGCCGUCGCCCACGGUCACUCCCGAACGAGUGGCCAGCCCCAACAAUCUGUCUUGCGACAAUGGAAAGCUCUACGAUAUCUCGCAGCUGGACGCGGUACUCUUGGAAAAUAGGUUUCGUUCGAGUGAUCAAGACUCAAAGGCAGAACGUUCUGUCCAACAAGAAGACAAUAGUACCCUUAGCGAUCUAUCCUCCAGGCGCCCGCCAACAAUUCGAGUUGUGCAAGAUAGUCCUCCUUCAGAGGUGACCAUCAUCCGUUCACCUCUAUCAGAUAUUGGUGAGGAUGUUGACAUCAACGUCCGCCUGAAUGAUGCCGAAGAACGAGCCAGGUUUUUAGAGGAAAAGUUGGAGGCUGCCGAUCGCCUCGUUGAGUUGAUGACUCGAGAUUUACGCAAUGCGAGAUUGUGCAUUCAUGAGCUCGUCUUCCGCAAUGUGAGGCUGGAGAAUCAGUUGGUGGCCAACAACACCUCCACGACAACAGUACCCAGCACAGUCGAUGUGACGGAAGGUCGAGAAGAACCUACCAUGAUGACAUCAGAGAGAAUUGGGAUUUGAUCACAUAGAUUACUUUCGAGAUACAUGAAUGUACCAGACAUAGUUGAUCCACUAGCUAGCACUUUUAAGCUAAUUGUAGUUCUAAUUGCAAGGAGUGGGGCGCAAACGUUGUAGAACAGUACCAGUAUGC